GUGGAUAAAUUCCUAACCAAACAACAGUCAUAUCUUGCUUCAUAUAGGACCUACUUUGACCCUUGCUUAUCGGUAAACGAAAGGUUUAUAGGUAGCAUGUAAUCACUUACCUGGUAACAGAAAGGCAACGCACUGGGUAAACACCGCAGCUCAAGGCAGAGAACAGUGAUAUCACUGCAUCUCCCUGACUUGCGUCUUUGCCAAGUAGUCGGGUUACGCUUUACCACAAUGGGACAGCGGGGAUCGAGACCCCAACCCGAGGCCCGAGUUCUCCUAUUGGGUCUCGACUCAGCGGGGAAAUCAACCCUUCUUUACAAACUGAAAUAUAACGAAUCGGUCAAUACCGUUCCCACCAUCGGUUUCAAUGUGGAGAUGAUAGAAGCCAAGAAGAAGAGGGAGACAGUUGCUCUGACCGUGUGGGACGUGGGCGGCCAGAAUACAAUGAGGCACUACUGGAAGAGCUUCUAUCAGGACACUGCUGGACUGGUGUUCGUGGUGGACAGCUCAGACAGGCGCCGGUUGGACGAGGCCCGGCGGGAACUAGAUCACGCCCUGAGGAGUGAAUUCUUACGGGGUCUGCCUUUGGUCAUCCUCGCCAACAAGCAGGACCUUCCCGAGGCCGUAUCCGUCACGGAGAUAACCGAGCGCUUUCACCUGAGGACGAUGAGCGUUGAGCGGGACUGGUUUGUUCAGCCCUGCUCUGCCGUGACCGGUGCUGGGCUUAUAGAGGGCUUCCAAAAGGUGGCACACCUGCUCAAACUACCAUCAGAGGACGUUCAAGACAAUAUUAAAGAGACAGUGCAGUAUCUACGAUCAAAAUCAGUCACGUCAAGGGGUUUGUAAUGUUUGCAAUGAUAGGAUAUGUCAAAAGUUAUUGACAAAUGAUGAUCAUUUGUUUUUAUUGUUUACGGAUGAAGAUCACAUUUCACUCUAUGAUCAAUGUGUUUCUUGAAAAGGUUGUCACAGUGCAAUAGACUACAUGGAAACGAAAUCAAUCCACGAAGCUAUUCAAUUGACUUUAAAUCAGCCUAUGACAUUUUUUCCAACUAAAUUUAAUACGUUUGUAUCAGAUGAUUUCCUCUGAGAAAUAUGGUCAUAAAUAAUGUUAAGUCGCCUAUAGACCUAAUAAUUAACAUGUCAUUAUGGACUUUGGGGAGCAAUGCGUUAAAACACACCCCAAAUGGUCAAAUUCACUUUUCAUCUUUUAUGUAGACCUAUAAGUUAAUAUAUAUGUCUUGUAUCUAAUAAAAUGUCUUCCCUACAUGCUA
Molecule: messenger RNA, 1268 nt
Organism: Oncorhynchus masou masou (cherry salmon)
Lineage: Eukaryota; Metazoa; Chordata; Actinopteri; Salmoniformes; Salmonidae
Gene: arl14
Product: ADP-ribosylation factor-like 14
Exons: 1
Coding region: 229-843 (204 amino acids)
Biological process (GO): vesicle-mediated transport; intracellular protein transport
Cellular component (GO): plasma membrane; cytoplasm
Molecular function (GO): GTPase activity; GTP binding
Source: RefSeq, a predicted model, not a curated record